AUGAGCGCGCUCCGGCCGCGCGCCCGCCGCGCGCCGCUGCUGCUCGCGCUGGCCGCCGCUCUGUUGCCGCACGCCGACCGAGUCGCCGGCGGCGGCGGCGGCGGGAGCAUGUUCGGGGACGUCAAUAUAUCCUCUAUUCUGGACUCCUUCAGCAUAAGUUACGAUAAGAGGGUUCGGCCAAACUAUGGAGGUCCGCCGGUGGAGGUGGGCGUCACCAUGUAUGUGCUCUCUAUCAGCUCCGUGUCGGAAGUGCUCAUGGACUUCACGUUGGAUUUUUACUUCAGACAAUUUUGGACAGACCCCCGGCUCGCGUAUAAAAAGCGAGCCGGGGUCGAGACGCUCUCGGUCGGCUCUGAGUUCAUCCGCAACAUCUGGGUGCCCGACACGUUCUUCGUGAACGAGAAGCAGUCGUACUUCCACACCGCCACUACCAGCAACGAGUUUAUCCGAAUUCAUCACUCGGGUUCCAUCACACGCAGCAUCAGGCUCACCAUCACCGCGUCGUGCCCCAUGAACCUCCAGUACUUCCCCAUGGACCGCCAGCUGUGCCACAUCGAGAUCGAGAGCUUCGGCUACACGAUGCGGGAUAUCCGGUACAAAUGGAACGAGGGGCCCAACUCGGUGGGCGUGUCUAACGAGGUGUCGCUCCCGCAGUUCAAGGUGUUGGGCCAUCGCCAACGCGCCAUGGAAAUAUCUCUGACGACAGGAAACUACUCGCGGUUGGCGUGCGAGAUCCAGUUCGUGCGGUCGAUGGGCUACUACCUGAUCCAGAUCUACAUCCCGUCCGGCCUGAUCGUGAUCAUAUCGUGGGUCUCAUUCUGGCUGAACCGCAACGCGACGCCGGCGCGCGUGCAGCUCGGCGUCACCACCGUGCUCACGAUGACCACGCUCAUGUCUUCCACAAACGCGGCGCUGCCCAAGAUCUCCUACGUCAAGUCCAUCGACGUCUACCUCGGCACUUGUUUCGUGAUGGUGUUCACCAGUCUGCUAGAGUACGCCACGGUGGGGUACAUGUCCAAGCGGAUACAGAUGAGAAAGCAGAGGUUCGUGGCGAUACAAAAGAUAAUGUCGGAGAAGAAGAUGCCGGCGGAGUGCGCGCCGCCGUGGGACGCGCACUCGCUCAGCAAGGCGGGCAGCCUCAGUCGCGGCGCGCCCCCGCCCCCGCGCCACUCGCUGGGCGGCGCGCCCCCGCCGCCGCCGCGCCAGCACGGCUCGCUGCACGGCUCCGUGGACCGCUCCGGGGACCGCUGCCGCCACCUGCAGGAGGUGCGCUACAAGGCGCGCGACCCCAAGGCGCACUCCAAGGGCGCCACGCUCGAGAGCUCGCUCGAGGACAACCCCGCGCCCUCGCUGCACACGCUGCACCCCACCAAGGACUACGGCAAGUUCUUGGGCAUGACGCCGUCAGACAUCGACAAGUACUCGCGCAUCGUGUUCCCGGUGUGCUUCGUGUGCUUCAACCUGAUGUACUGGAUCGUGUACCUGCACGUGUCCGACGUGGUGGCCGACGACCUGGUGCUGCUGGAGGAGAACAAGUGAAGCCUCGUCCGCACUGUACAUACCUCAUGUAUUAUAGAACGCUAGUGUCACGCCCCUCCUACACUCAACUGACGGUCUGAACUUCGUACUUCAC
This is a messenger RNA of Spodoptera litura, 1633 nucleotides long. Its product is annotated as gamma-aminobutyric acid receptor subunit beta. Gene Ontology annotation, molecular function: GABA-A receptor activity; extracellular ligand-gated monoatomic ion channel activity. Lineage: Eukaryota; Metazoa; Arthropoda; Insecta; Lepidoptera; Noctuidae. Gene Ontology annotation, cellular component: membrane. Gene Ontology annotation, biological process: monoatomic ion transmembrane transport. The record is from RefSeq and is a predicted model, not a curated record.